AUGAACUCUGCGGCGCAGAAUGCUCCCGCCAUUUCACCCACCGCGACAAUGUCCACAGGACCGCUUGAUACAACAUCGAAGAAACGACUUUUUAUGAUGCAGCGGGCGGAACGGCUUCGGGACCCAAAGGUGCGGCACAUGGGCAUUGACAAGGAAGCUCUUGAUGAUCAGGUGCGUGAAAAAGAGGCCCUACGGCGUCUUGAGCAGGAACGAAAUGAAUUCUUUGACCGACAGGCAUUGCUGAUGGACCGACAUGCGCAGGCAUUACAGAAGGAGGUGAAUGAAAUUCGGGCAGGGCGUGAAAAGGAACUACAAGACUACCGUGAGACAUUCCAAAAAAAACACAUGCGUCGAGAGUGGGAUCUCAACGACCCCACUUGGAAGGUGAAGGAUUUGCCUGCCCGUGUGGGCGACGAUGAUCCCCGCAACGGUGUCUCAUCCCUGCAGAAGUUUGAGGGGGAAGAUUUGGACUUUAAAAAUCGUCGCCGGGAGCAGCAACUUCAGCAGCGGGAUUGGGCUCAGCAGCAAGUAGAGGAGAAACUCGCCAAGAAGUGGAUGGAGCAGGAGGCAAAUCAUGCGUUUGAUGAGCGGAAUGAGGAGGUUAACCGCCGCAUCUAUGAAGUGGAGCGAAAUAUUGCUGAACAGCGCCGGUUAUCCCAUAAGAAUCAGGCCGAAUUCAACAAGGCGUUGGCAGAACAGAAGCGUCGCGAGGCCAUCCGUGACAAGGAGGAGGAUACACGCAAGGGCCUGGAGGAGAUUCGGUACCACCUCGAGGGAGACUUCCUUAACGAAACCGAAACCAUGGUGGGUGAGCUUGGCAAAAAGGUGAAGUCCGAUCGCUACAAGGGAAUGACGGCGGAGCAGAAGGAGCAGUUGUACAAGGACCAGGCCUUACAGCGGGAUGCCAUGCGGCGUCGGCGGCUGCUGGAGGUGGAGGAGGAGAAGCACUGGGGACAGCAAGAGAACCUUCAACUGCGCAUGGCGAACGCCCUGGAGAGACAGAGGGAGCGUGAACGCCGUGCUGAACGUGAGGCUGUUGCCGCUGAGCAGAAGAAGCAGAAGGAGGCAGCCGAAAUUCGUCGGAAAAAACUAGAUGAGCUUUACACUAACGCUGUGGAUGAGGACUACUACAAGUACUGGGACCUCUGCAUGUAG
Trypanosoma cruzi is the source of this 1155-nucleotide messenger RNA. RefSeq names its product flagellar protofilament ribbon protein, putative. Lineage: Eukaryota; Euglenozoa; Kinetoplastea; Trypanosomatida; Trypanosomatidae. The record is from RefSeq and is a predicted model, not a curated record. The transcript has a single exon. The coding region runs from base 1 to 1155 and encodes 384 amino acids.